Molecule: messenger RNA, 4914 nt
Organism: Trichogramma pretiosum
Lineage: Eukaryota; Metazoa; Arthropoda; Insecta; Hymenoptera; Trichogrammatidae
Gene: kat80
Product: katanin p80 WD40 repeat-containing subunit B1
Exons: 16
Coding region: 661-3330 (889 amino acids)
Biological process (GO): microtubule depolymerization; microtubule severing
Cellular component (GO): katanin complex
Molecular function (GO): microtubule binding
Source: RefSeq, a predicted model, not a curated record
ACAUUGAUAGUAUUCGCAGUCAGUCCUCCACGGGAAAGAAACUCAAUCGCAUCAGCGCGCGGACGGAGCUAUGUUUCACGAGCUCUCGAGUGCAGUGUGAUACAUUACAUAUAAAAGCAAGUUUGGUGUGCGGAUUAUUUCCUCCGCGAGGCACGUCGUCUCGCGAGAUUGAUGCAGUGCGUCUGUCAAUCGAGUGCGUACCUAUGAGUGAUAACAAAUCGAUGUGUGUUUUGACGGCAAGCCAAUUAUCAUCGACCACAAGUGCGGCGGUCGCGAGGGCGGGAAGAUGAUCUCUGAGCCGAGAAUCAUAAUCACAAGGACCAGGAGGAAAGGAGCAGCAGCAGCGGCAGCAGCAAACGCGACGACGAGGCUCGCUGUGCCUGCUACUGCUUCUACUACUGUACUUGCUACUGCCAAAUAAGGCCCAACAUCGGAGCACGGCCAGCGUUUCUCGUUCAACCUGUGUUGUAUACUUUCGUCUCGCCGUCUCUCUCGCUCUCUGUCUCGUUUUUCGAGCUCGACUUACUUGGCCUGUCUGUGUAUCUACGUAUAUCUAUGUGUAGUGUGCAAGCCUUCGACAAAUCCUUAAUUUUAUAACGGAGGAUUUGCUCGAGUUUUUUUCUUCGUCCUCCGUUUCGGCACCAACGAAAUAAAGGAGCCAUGGCUUCCUCGACCAGAAGAUCCUGGAAACUCCAGGAUUUUGUUGCCCAUUCUGCAAAUAUCAAUUGUCUAUCAUUGGGUCACAAAUCAGGAAGGGUUUUAGUCACUGGUGGUGAUGAUAAAAAAGUCAAUUUAUGGGCAGUUGGAAAACAAAAUUGUAUUAUGAGCCUUAGUGGCCAUACAACUCCUAUAGAAUGUGUCAGAUUUGGACAAACAGAGGAUCUAGUCUGUGCUGGCUCACAGACUGGAGCUUUAAAAAUUUGGGAUCUGGAACAUGCCAAAUUAGCCCGUACUUUGACAGGUCACAAGCUAGGCAUUCGCUGCAUGGAUUUUCAUCCGUAUGGUGAAUUACUGGCCUCAGGCAGUUUAGACACAGCUAUAAAACUUUGGGAUAUUAGAAGGAAAGGUUGUAUAUUCACAUAUAAAGGCCAUGACAGGAUGGUGAACAAUCUCAAAUUCAGCCCUGAUGGGCAAUGGAUAGCUAGCGCAGGAGAAGAAGGCAUGGUGAAAUUGUGGGAUUUACGAGCGGGCCGACAGCUGCGCGAAUUCUCAAAUCAUACAGGUCCGGCCACGUGCGUAGAAUUUCAUCCCCACGAGUUCCUACUAGCCAGUGGUGGCGCCGAUCGCGUGGUACAUUUCUGGGAUUUGGAAUCGUUUCAGCUCGUUUCGUCGACCGACCAAGCGAACUCUGCUCCGAUAAGGAGCAUAUUCUUUAGUCACGGUGGAGAAUGUUUAUUCGCUGGCUGCCAAGAUGUGAUGAAAGUUUACGGAUGGGAGCCAGCACGCACCUUCGAUACCAUACCCGUAGGCUGGGGAAAGAUACAAGACAUAGCGAUAGCUCAAAAUCAACUCAUCGGCGCAGGUUUUCACGCAGCCAGUGUCGUCCUUUACGUGUGCGAUCUGAAGAAAAUAGCACCUCUGGGCAGUAGCUCCGGAACAGGUGAAACGUCACCCUCUCCUUUUUCCUAUGGAAAUUCACUGAGAAAGAGCUUCUCCAAGGAACGGCCCGCUAGUCUGAAAAAACACACGAUGGAGGUGAAAACGAUCGAGGAGGACAAAUCUGGCACGGAUCCGGAGGAGGAAGAAGCGAAUUUCGAUAUUCCCAACGUUUCCGAGUACAGAGACGUGUUUCAGCCCACGCGAUCACAUGAAAUGAGUGAGCAUGCGUCUUGUGCACGGUAUGUUUCAGUAACUCGCACUCCACCUCCAGAGCCCGAGGCUUUCCCAGAGCCUCCAGAGGAACCAGAAAUUCAACACCAGCAACCUUCACCGAUGGUCCGUAGCUUAUCCAAUUCAAUGUCGAGCUUGUUGAGCGCCGAUGCCGAAGACAAUGAAAACAAUCUGUCGUCGACGUCUCCACCGACGUCGACGAAUUCUGUUUCGAUGCCAAAACCAACUUCCGUCAGGGUACAGCCGAUCAAGCAGACGCCGCUCAUACAGAGGAGUCCUAUACCACCUAUAUCUUCAACGAGCCAAAUCAGAGCAACGUUACAAGCGAAUAGUAAAAAUUCGAAGAAUCUAGCGCCAGUGCCACCGUUGAGGCAUCAGGGACAAAAUUCAAACCUAGUUAAACGAAGUUCUCCGAUGCCACCGCCGAAGCCGUUGGGCCCUCAACGCUCCAAUACCACGCUGACGCCGCGCAACGCGCCUAUGGCUGCCGUCUCGCCUGUCAUGGAUGACGGGAAAUUGAAGUCUCGAGCUAACAGUCCAGAUUACCCAAAGCAGCUCAUCAAAAGAGGCAAGGAUAACGGAGAGAGUUACGACAGCGACUUUCCCGUCAAAAUUUCAUCAAAUUUGAAACACAGUCCUUCGGAGCCACAGCUAAAUAGGCCAAAUACGGCACGCUCUCAGUCCACCACGCGUAAUCUCGGUUCAUCGGGUCCUCUGUCGGCGCGUAAUAACGGCACAGGACCAACGCAGCGCAGGCCACCACCUAACCGAGCUCAAAUAGCGCCAAGCCCGAAGACUGAGAUUCGAGUGGCUCAAUUGAAGCCCAGUGUACAAAGCAAGCAACAGGACAUGGAGGAAUUCGUGUCGAUGACGGCUGACAAACCUUAUGGUCUCGAUGUCGACUCUUUUUUACCGAAAAACUAUUCCGGACAGACGUCACUAGAUUACGCGCAAAUGGGUGUUUACAGUGAGAUGUCAGAGGCUGAAGUAUUCAAUACGAUGAUGCGUGGCCACGAGUCUAUGAUGGCUGUGCUCACGAGUAGGCAUCGUUCCUUACAAAUUAUCUAUUCACUCUGGCAUAACAAGGACAUGAAGUCGGCUGUAGACUCGGCAGUUGCAAUGAACGACUUGUCUGUGAUUGUCGAUCUUCUUGGUGUGCUCAUUUUAAAGCCAGCCAUUUGGAAUCUCGACCUGUGCAAUACACUAAUCGCACCUAUCGGCGACCUUCUUCAGAGCAAGUAUGAAAUGUAUGUGACAGUCGGCUGCUCAGCGCUCAGGAUAAUAUUGCGAAACUUUGGCCCCGUUAUCAAAUCCAACGUCGAUGCGCCUCUCCAUACAAUCGGCGUCGAUGUAUCUCGUGAAGAGCGGUAUCACAAAUGUGUCACUUGCUAUGACAAACUUCUACAGGUUCGAGACAUUCUGCUGAAAAAGCAGAGCAUGCCCGGCAAGUUGGGUGGAAGUUUUCGAGAACUGUGCACGCUCAUAAGGACGCUCGAGUGAUGAUGUCGCAAAUUGAGGCGUCGAUCAUCGUGCCUUAAUCAUCACCAAAAACAGCAACAGUCGAGUAGGCAUAGGUCCUUCGUCGUCUUGCUACGCCAUAAUAUGAAGGUGGAGGUCAAAAAAUUGCCAGACUUACGUACGCUGACUUGCAGUGGCGUUGCCUGGUCAAAGUCAAAACGAUAAAAGGUUAUACAGCAUAUUCUAUGUUAGAAUUUAUGCUACCGAAUCGUAAGGGUGAAUUUUUCAGCAAUCGAGUUGAAACUUGUAUAUUUAGAUUAUGGGAGAAUGCGGCCCAAGUAUUUGUAAAAAUGCCUUAUAAUCCUAAUAGAGACCGUUAACAAUCGUACCCUAAGGUCACUCAUUGACUAUUUUUUGAUCGAAUUCGCUCAUGACAGUGAUAAUUCGGUGUCAAUAUAAGUGAUCGUUGUAUAUUUUAUGAUUAAAAAUGUAUCUUUUGAAAUGGUAGUGCUCGAUGAGUUAGUAAAAUGAGUAUUUUGAUUGAAAAGUGUGAAAAUGAAUACGUAAGUUGUACAAUAUAUAUGAUAGGUCUCGUAUACGAUUCCCAGACACAUUAGGAAUAGAAGAUUGAUACUAAUGAAAAAUAUGAAGGAGUUACUAAAUUUUCGUCGAAUCAAUUAUAUCCCCUGUAAAAUGAAUUAGAUUGAUGAUUUGUAAGCGAUAAACAUGAAGCAUUCGCCUCGUUAUCUUCCGAGAUUUUGAGACUUACUGUUGACUGACUGAAGAAUAUUUGAGAGAUGUUAUAUUUUGCAACGUUUCUCAAUAGACAUCGAGGGCGCACAUAUGUUUGCCAUUUUUAUUGUUAAUAUAAUUCCUUUUAGUAUUUUCUGCUUCAUAAUAAGGAAAAAUAUUUUGCUGAAAUAAUUAACCCUAUGCUCUCUUGAGGUUUAUUUCAAUUUGUCAAGCAAGAUUCCUUUUCACAUUUUUUUCAAAUAAAUUUUUGAUUAUUCAGUUUUAAUAAUAGUUUUACUAAAAAAUUACUUCGAUUAAUAUGUGUUAAUGAGUAUUUAACUCAUUUUUAAGCAAAUCAUGCUCUCAGGGGUUAUUAUACUAGAAUGAUUUUUCUUUUUAAUGUCACCUCAAGUGAAUUAAGAUGUUCUGUUUUUUAGCAGGAUAUUUCAGGAAAUGAUGCAUGUUUUAAAAUUAUGGUUAUAAUUUUUAUAGCGUUUUAAUUGAUUUAUAUACUACGUGUUUGAACAUUUCUUCAUCAAUCAUUUUUCCACAUUGUUUUUGGAAAAGCUGGUUUAAGUUUUAUUGACAUUUUAUUGAUAGCAUAAAAAUCAAAGUUUCAUAACAUUAUCCUUAGAAUUUUAAGUAGGUAGUUAAUUAAAAAUUAAAAAAUUUCUUUUAAUCAAAGAAUCAUAACAAGAUCUAAUUAUGAUUUUAAUAAUUGUCGACUGACUUCUCUUUUCUACGCUAAAGUUAUUUUCUUAAGUUCAUUUGUAAAGCGCUUAUAAAUUUCAUGUCAACAAAUUGAUUGGCAAAAUGAAGAAUAAUUAUUGUAAAAAAGGCUUAAAGAUAAUCUCAGCAGCAGCGACUAAGUAUGUUGAAAUUUUCAUUUUUGAG